Messenger RNA from Melanotaenia boesemani (Boeseman's rainbowfish), 2967 nucleotides. It is a transcript of the gene snx2, whose product is annotated as sorting nexin 2. Gene Ontology annotation, biological process: early endosome to Golgi transport. Lineage: Eukaryota; Metazoa; Chordata; Actinopteri; Atheriniformes; Melanotaeniidae. Gene Ontology annotation, cellular component: endosome; endosome membrane. The transcript is spliced from 16 exons. Gene Ontology annotation, molecular function: phosphatidylinositol binding. The record is from RefSeq and is a predicted model, not a curated record. Bases 154 to 1689 code for a protein of 511 amino acids.
UCCUCCUCCUCCUCCUCCUCUCUCCCUGUCAGUUGACUGUUUCCUGGCUGUUUUCGGUGUGUGUGUGUGUGUGUGUGUACGUACAUGUGUGUGCGCGUGUCUGUUAGCUAGCUUGAAGCCUUCAGCUCGAUCGGGCGCAGUAACGACGCGAACAUGGCGGACACAGCCAGGGACCCUCCACCCGAGCUCACCGACUUCCAUGAGGUGGAGGACGGUGAGGACCUGUUUCCAGAGCCCACGGCCACACAGGAGUCGGCCAGUCUGACGGCUGUGGACAUCAGCACCAGCUCAAACGGACCCAAACAGGACUCGCUGUUCGACGAUGAAACGGAGGAUCUGUUCGCAGAGGCGACGGAGGAGGUGUCGUUGGACAGUCCGGAGAGGGACGUCCUGCUGUCUGACGGCCCGUCACCCGCCAUCACCCCCAUCACUCCUCCCACCUCUGUCAUCACCCCUCGCAUCGGCCACGCCCACGACGACAUGUUCACACACUCCUCGUUCGAUGAGAUUGAAGAAGAGGAGGGCAGCGAUUCUUUCGACAUCCACAUAUCAGUGUCUGACCCCGAGAAAGUUGGUGACGGGAUGAACGCGUACAUGGCCUAUAAAGUGACCACGAAGACGUCCAUGUCCGUCUUCAAGCUGAACGACUUCUCCGUCAAACGCCGUUUCAGCGACUUUCUCGGCCUACACAGUAAACUGGCCUCCAAGUACCUGCACAUCGGCUACAUCGUCCCCCCCGCCCCGGAGAAAAGCAUCGUGGGGAUGACGAAGGUGAAGGUGGGGAAGGAGGACCAGUCGUCCAACGAGUUUGUGGAGAAGAGGAGGUCGGCGCUGGAGCGGUAUCUGAUGAGGACAGUGAAGCAUCCCAUCCUGCUGAAGGAUCCUGACGUCCUGCAGUUCCUGGAGAGCUCGGAGCUGCCGCGGGCCGUUAGCACUCAGGCUCUGAGCAGCGCUGGAAUCCUGCGGAUGGUCAACAAGGCAGCCGACGCCGUCAACAAGAUGACCAUCAAGAUGAACGAGUCCGACGCCUGGUUCGAGGAGAAGCAGCAGCACUUUGAGAAUCUGGACGUCCAGCUGAGGAAGCUUCACGCCAGCGUGGAGUCUCUGGUCUGUCACCGGAAAGAGCUGUCUGUGAACACAGCACAGUUUGCCAAGUCGGCGGCCAUGUUGGGGAACAGCGAGGACCACACAGCUCUGUCCCGAGCUCUGUCCCAGCUGGCCGAGGUGGAGGAGAAGAUCGACCAGCUGCACCAGGACCAGGCCAACGCCGACUUCUACCUUUUCUCUGAGCUGCUGGGAGACUACGUCCGGCUGAUCACUGCUGUGAAGGGCGUGUUUGACCACCGCAUGAAGACGUGGCAGAAGUGGCAGGACAGCCAGAUGCUGCUGCAGAAGAAACGAGAAGCUGAGGCCAAACUGCAGUUCACCAACAAGCCCGACAAGCUGCAGCAGGCCAAAGACGAGAUCAAAGAGGAGAUUGAGGAGCUGGAAGGGAAGGUCCAACAGGGAGAAAGAGACUUUGAGCAAAUCUCCAAAACCAUCCGGAAAGAAGUCAGCAGGUUCGAGAAGGAGAGAGUGAAGGACUUUAAAAUGAUCAUUAUUAAAUACCUGGAGUCCCUGGUUCAGACACAACAGCAGCUGAUUAAAUACUGGGACGCCUUCUUACCCGAGGCCAAGGCCAUCUCAUAGUGGCCCUCCUGACUGGCUGCGGUCAAACUACACUACCCAUAAUCCCCCUGUCCUCUCAGCUCUUCUGCUCCGUCUUCAGUUUCUGCUUUAGCUGAACUUGGUGCUGCGUUCACUUCCCCAGUGAUCCUUCAGGUGGAAGAAAACAAAAACAUUUAAAUAAAUGGAAUUAGGAUGGAAGCUCAUAAGGCGGCGUGACCCUGAACGCAGCACGACUUUCAGCUUUACUCCCCACAAACAGGCUCUAACAUUCAUCCCUUUUACACCCAUAUUUAAACUUUAAGUUAAAUAAAUUAUCCGGGUCAUUGAAGGAUGGGGGCAGCUUCUUACCAUAAAAGUGAAAAUAGAAAAAGAUGAUAAGUGGCGAACUCAUGAACAUCGACAGAAAUGAGUCAGCUAACAAGAGAGGAAGGAAGCUGCAGAAAACGCUGGAACAAAAAGACAGGAAGUGAACAUUAAAUUUAGACUCAUUCAUAAAAACUCCAUUUGUAAGCAGCAACUUAAACGCUGAUGAAUUAAAAGUUAUUAUUUUGUACUUUAAACCAUUUCUCAUAGGUGGGUUUAAUUUUUCGAGGAGCAGUUUUCCAUCCAGUGGUGUGAAAAACGACCCAUUUUAUUACAGUCAGAUUCAACAGAUUGGAGAUUUUUUUGCUUUUGUACUCCAGUGAAAAUAUUACGACUAUUAAGAGGAAACUAAACGUCUCACUCUGGAUCUCGAACCAUCUGAGGUUGACCGACUCGCCUACGCUCAUUAACCCUUUAACCUCUAAUCCAAGAAAUAAACAAUAAUCUGAAGUAUUUAUUUGGUCCUUUAACAAAAUGUAAAAAUAAAUAAAAAUAAUUUGCAUAUGUAGCAUUUACUACUGUGUAAUAUGUCAGAAUUAGUGUAGUACGACAUACAUCCACCAGGGGGCGAAAGACAAGCGUCACAUUGUAAACAACAGGUUGUGGAGCAGUUUUUACCAUGAAGUGAUGAAAUAGGUCUCUAUUUCUGGAUUGAACAGAUCCGAUACAGAACGAGGUUAAAGGGUUAAAUUCCAUCAUUAUUUAUCAGACUUUAAUAUUUUUCCUACGUUUUAUGGCAGAAUUGUCCUCCAUGUUUCUGAAUGUGGAUUGUGGUUAUUAAUGAGUUUCAUGGCCGUGCACCUCUCUAACUUCACCCUCCUGUUUCCCGCCCAGCAACAGCAUCGGACUGCUCUCUGAUUGGAUGUGGAAGUUUAGAUGAAGAAUAUCCGGUUCUCCGUCUCCUUUUCCGGUUGAACUUGUUUCUUUUCUCCUUUU